AUGAUGCCAACCUGGCCAGCGCAGCAAGCGCCGAGCGUCGCUCAGCAAACCGUACCCGCCUCCUACGCCUACCCAACGAAUCCGGCCUUCAUUCCCGUUACCGUUCGUCAAGGAUUCAGUCAGUACGGAGCUCCAGCUGCUCCCUAUAACGGAUACGUGCCUCCACCGCCCCCGGUGCAACCCCAAAUGUCUUCCGCGUCGCCCGUGAAUGGUGUAACUGCGACACCUGAGCAAGCCAAGUCCAAGGUGGAAUGGCCCGAAUCUGUUCGGAGUUAUGUUCAAAGAUCCUUUCUCCCCCAAAAUGACGAACCCACUGUCCCUCGUGCGGAAAUCGAGGCUAAGCUUAAGAACACCAUCGGUACCGCAAAGGAGAACGGCACGUUAUACACACUCGACUGGGACAACAUGCCCCUCCCGCAGGCCCUAGUCAAAGCCGAACGUGAUGCGGAUAAUAAGCAGACUUUCCAUGUUCCCUUGAACCCCAAAAAGAGGAAAUCCACCGAUUUCGCCAGUAAUGACAACUCCCAGCCACCGUGGCGUACUAACACGCGAUCUUCACUCGAAGACCGUAUUACCUAUCCUUCCCCUGAAAAACGUGCUUCCAUGGACGAGCCCCUGCCAAAAUCAAGUAAGUUCCAGAAGGAAGCAAACAAACGCAAGCGACGAUUCGAGACCGAAUACAAGUCGCUCAGAUCGCCUAGUCCGCCUCCACCUUCAUCUGGACCCAUAGUCGGCACAUGCGACGUACUGGAGAAGAAGUAUCUUCGUCUUACCGCACCCCCAGUUCCAUCAAAGGUCAGACCUGAACAUAUCUUGCGUCAGACCCUAGAUCUCUUGAAGAAGAAGUGGAAGCGGGAGAGCAACUACUCGUAUAUCUGUGACCAGUUCAAGUCCAUGAGACAAGAUUUGACUGUGCAACAUCUCAAAAACGACUUUACUGUUUCUGUUUAUGAAAUCCAUGCCCGGAUUGCCUUGGAGAAGGGGGAUAUUGGUGAGUAUAAUCAGUGCCAGACCCAAUUGCGAUCGUUGUAUGGCAUGGGCCUGAAGGGCAACCCCAUUGAAUUCAAGGCAUAUCGCAUUCUUUAUUUUAUUCACACUGCCAACCGAACUGGCCUGAACGACACUUUGGCAGAUCUAACCACAGCAGAGAAGGAGGAGAAGCCGAUCAAGCAUGCGUUGGAUGUGCGAUCAUCGUUGGCGUUGGGCAACUAUCAUAAGUUUUUCCAGCUUUACCUUGACACCCCUAACAUGGGUGCUUAUCUUAUGGAUAUGUUUGUUGUUCGUGAACGGCUUGCUGCGUUGUGCAAUAUUUGCAAAGCAUACAAGCCGGAUGUUAAACUCCGUUUCAUCACUGAAGAACUCGGAUUCGAGUCUGACGCUGAUGCAGCCCAGUUUAUCAUCGAUCAGCAUGGUCAACACUUAUUGGAAGACCGAACGGACUACAUCGCAUUUCUGACUGGCAAAGCCGGUCUUCUAUUUGAAGGCGCGCGAAGUUCGGCGUUCCAAAAAGUUGAUAUCAAGGGCCAGAUCUAA
Fusarium sp. VM40 is the source of this 1533-nucleotide messenger RNA. The record is from the annotation of a GenBank genome assembly. NCBI's taxonomy places the organism in Eukaryota, Fungi, Ascomycota, Sordariomycetes, Hypocreales, Nectriaceae.